CGCCCGCCAGAUUCGGGCAUGGCGGCCAUGAGCCUCUUGCUGCGGGCCGCGGUCGCUUUGGGGUCCCGGCGGCCCCUGGCUUGCUCAGCGGUCUGGGGUCGCGCCCCCCUGCUGGGCAGGGCUAUCAGUCGCUCUGGAGUCAUCGCUCCAGUCCGCCACAGCAGCAGUCAUGGGAAAAGAAUGUUCGUCAUCAAGGCAACAGAGUUCUACGAUAAGCGAUUCUUGCGCUUGUUGAAAUUCUAUAUUCUUUUAACCGGGAUACCCAUAGUUAUCUUUGUAACGCUUGUCAAUGUCUUCAUUGGUGAAGCGGAACUGGCCGAGAUUCCGGAAGGUUACGUUCCAGAGCAUUGGGAGUACCACAGGGAAGAAGGAGAAGGAAGUGUAUUGGCUCAUGAAAGAAAGGGGGGACGGACCGUGGUUUCACUAUGAUUCCAUCGAUACCAGUCUUAUUGAUUACAGUCCUAAAGCCACGCCCGACAACUGAGCUUUCCAGCCUUCUGCCUCAAAAGGGACGCACCUGAAAGCGCAGCCGAAUUAUGUAAU
Molecule: messenger RNA, 543 nt
Organism: Gekko japonicus
Lineage: Eukaryota; Metazoa; Chordata; Lepidosauria; Squamata; Gekkonidae
Gene: NDUFB5
Product: NADH:ubiquinone oxidoreductase subunit B5
Exons: 5
Coding region: 19-429 (136 amino acids)
Source: RefSeq, a predicted model, not a curated record